UAUUCUGAAGUCUCAAGAAGCUAGCCCAUUUAAAUGCUCAUAGCCCAUGAGAGAGGCAUCAAAGCAGCCAUGGCACUCCCUUUUCAGAAAGAGCUGGAGAAAUACAAGAACAUUGAUGAAGACGAGCUUCUUGGCAAACUGUCAGAAGAGGAACUGAAACAGUUGGAAAAUGUUCUUGAUGACCUAGAUCCUGAGAGUGCACUGCUACCAGCUGGAUUCCGGCAGAAAGACCAGACACAGAAAGCAGCCACCGGCCCAUUUGACCGUGAGCACCUUCUCAUGUACCUGGAGAAGGAGGCUCUAGAACAGAAAGACAGAGAAGACUUUGUGCCCUUCACUGGGGAAAAAAAGGGGAGAGUCUUUAUCCCCAAAGAAAAGCCUGUAGAAACUCUCAAAGAAGAAAAAGUGACCCUCGACCCAGAACUGGAAGAAGCUUUGGCUAGCGCCUCCGACACUGAGCUCUAUGAUCUUGCAGCUGUUCUUGGAGUACACAAUUUGCUCAACAAUCCCAAGUUCGAUGAAGAAACCAGCACUAAAAGUGGCAAAGGGCCUGUAAGAAAUGUGGUCAAAGGUGAAAAGGUCAAGCCAGUAUUUGAGGAACCACCCAAUCCCACAAAUGUGGAAGCAAGUCUGCAGCAGAUGAAAACCAAUGAUCCUAGCCUGCAAGAGGUCAACCUGAACAACAUUAAGGCUUUUGCAGAUAUGCUGAAAGUAAACAAGACCUUGAAAAGUUUCAACAUAGAAUCCAACUUUAUCACUGGAACUGGGAUUCUGGCCCUGGUAGAGGCACUGAGAGAAAAUGACACCUUGACAGAGAUCAAGAUCGACAACCAGAGACAGCAGUUGGGAACAGCCGUAGAAAUGGAAAUUGCCCAGAUGCUGGAGGAGAACUCAAGGAUACUCAAGUUUGGAUACCAGUUUACCAAGCAAGGGCCGCGAACAAGGGUGGCAGCUGCCAUUACAAAGAAUAAUGACCUGGUGCGUAAGAAGCGAGUUGAAGGAGACCGGAGGUAAACUUCCACAAGAAGAAGCUAAGUUUUAUCUCAGCUGCUGCUGCGUGGCCAUUUAGAAACAAACAAACAAACAAACAAAAACUCUUCUCUUUCCCCAGUGGGACCAUUUUAUCAAAGGUUAUUUCCGUUAACUACACAGCUAAUAAUUUUUUUUUUUUCAUUUUUAGUACAACUUAUUUAUCUUGGAUUUUUAAUAUAUACAGUUGUUUUGUUCGGUCAUGGGCACCUCUGGCAACUUGCAGAAGUGGACUCUUGGCAGAGCUUAGUGAUAAUAAUUGAAAUGAUUUUAACCACUUUCAUAUCAGGUUGUCGUACUUUAUUACAUGAACUUUUUUUUUAAUCACUCAAUUUAGUAUAUAAGAUGUGUUUUUAACUGUGAUCAUGAUAGAAUCCUAUCUCUGUUUACACACAUAGCUUUGAGCUAGGCUAGAUGCUUCAG
Molecule: messenger RNA, 1452 nt
Organism: Chrysochloris asiatica (Cape golden mole)
Lineage: Eukaryota; Metazoa; Chordata; Mammalia; Afrosoricida; Chrysochloridae
Gene: TMOD2
Product: tropomodulin 2 (neuronal)
Exons: 8
Coding region: 34-1014 (326 amino acids)
Biological process (GO): pointed-end actin filament capping; myofibril assembly; muscle contraction
Cellular component (GO): striated muscle thin filament; myofibril
Molecular function (GO): tropomyosin binding
Source: RefSeq, a predicted model, not a curated record